AUGUACUCCACCAAGGCUGUUCACGCCUUAAAGAAUCUCUUCUCGCGCUAUCACGAACCGACAGCCCUCUCCAAAACACAAGCCCAAAAGCUCCUGGAAGGUCUCAAAUCUUCAUUUCGAGAUCAACUAGACCGAGAACAUGGCCACAACGUUAGCGACAUCAAGAGAACCAAGAUAGCAGCCCCGACCACCUCGACAGAGCUCAGAACCUCGCCGACUGAUCAGCAUUUAAAGACGUUGCUUUCAAACCCCCUGUUUAGCUACAAUGAGCUCACGGAAAGCCCUCCAUUGGGUCCCGCUAUACUUAAAAACCAACGAGACCCGAUGGAUGUCUUUGAUCAUGCCGUAUCAAAAGGAAUGAUGACGAUUCGAGCGGCAACCGGCUGUUUAAUAACGAAACGCAAGCAAAUGAAAGCUACACAAGGGGAUUUAUCCGUCCUGGAUGGCUCCGACACUGCCCUGCGGGUUCUCCGUUGGAUACGGUCGUCUAGGUCCGAAAACAACCUAGAUUUUUUGGAUAACAGACCCUUUGUCAAUGCCUUGAUGCCCUUCUUAAUAUCAGAAGGCCUCGAAAACGUCGCAUGGGAAUGGGUCACCCGGUCCUUGCGCUCUGCUACGGAAGAAGUAGAUCACGCAGCUCAACAUGGCAGAGCUGAAUUUGUUCUCGGCAACUUGGUUGCAGUGAAAGGGUUACCCCAAUACGGAGACCUGGAUGCCGCCAUCGUGACUCUGUUACGUGCACAAAAUGCUUACCAAGCAAGUCCUUUCCUCUCAGAACUUCUUUGGAAGCCUUGGCGAUCAAUAUCAUGGCUCUCCACCGUCGAGUCACACUCGAGGACGGCGCCUAACGAGAUCCUUUACAAUGCACAUGUCGCAACAGCUGAGAAGUUCACUUCCUCAGUGGCAGUCGAGCAGGCACACUUGAGCUUAUGGCAUCCCACUCACCCCAGUGUGAACCAGGCACUCAGUCUCUUCCGCGACACCGGUAGGAUGGACGGGGUGAUGAAAUCGAUCAGCAAGGAGGGGAAGUACUCCUCUAAGAAUAACCGGAUGAAGCUGGGCCAGUGGCUCGUUGUUCUCGGUCACGAUACCGUGGAUGUGCUUGCUCGGUCCGGACGGGCCCGUGAAGCCAAGGAGGUGGCUGAACUCCUCAAGAUGGAACUAUCAGAUUAUCACCACCAACACCAGACGCUACAACUCACUUGA
This is a messenger RNA of Clonostachys rhizophaga, 1206 nucleotides long. Lineage: Eukaryota; Fungi; Ascomycota; Sordariomycetes; Hypocreales; Bionectriaceae. The record is from the annotation of a GenBank genome assembly.